This is a messenger RNA of Etheostoma cragini (Arkansas darter), 3288 nucleotides long. It is a transcript of the gene prdm1a, whose product is annotated as PR domain containing 1a, with ZNF domain. The coding region runs from base 190 to 2652 and encodes 820 amino acids. Gene Ontology annotation, biological process: cell fate commitment; regulation of transcription by RNA polymerase II. Gene Ontology annotation, molecular function: RNA polymerase II cis-regulatory region sequence-specific DNA binding; histone deacetylase binding; DNA-binding transcription repressor activity, RNA polymerase II-specific. NCBI's taxonomy places the organism in Eukaryota, Metazoa, Chordata, Actinopteri, Perciformes, Percidae. The record is from RefSeq and is a predicted model, not a curated record. The transcript has 6 exons. Gene Ontology annotation, cellular component: nucleus; cytoplasm.
GAUGUCGGGCAUUGUGAGACAUUUGAACACUGAGCACCGAGUGGCUCACCCACUCACACACACACACUCUAACACACCGGUGUGGAGUAGCAGCGCGCGGAGCGGCACGGACACAGGGGGAUAUCUGCACCUGUCCUACACACACACUCCUCAGACACACACACACAGAGGAUCUGACCGGACGUCCCUAUGUGUGGAUGGGAUCAAAGUUACACGGCGACCUCUCAUAGCUCGGCCAUGUUGACCAGUGAGGGGGCGCACACCAUGGAGCAGGACGACACGCACACCGGAGCCAAGAUGGCUUCCACCGCCACCACCACCACCACCACCAGCUCCGCCGCAGCACACACGCUGGCAGACACGGACGUGGACAUGGACGUGGACAUGGAGGACGCAGACAUGACCCAGUGGACGGAGCCAGAGUUUGAGGAGAAGUGCACGUACAUCGUCAAAGACACACCGUGGGAGGCGGGGCAAGACGGCGACGCCGUGACGACAACAACCACCAGAGCUGAGGCGUCUCUGCCCCGAAACCUGGUCUUCAAAUACCCGGCUGACAGCAAGGAGGUGGUCGGCGUGUGCAGCAGGGAGUACAUCCCCAAAGGAACUCGCUUCGGUCCCCUGGUGGGCGAGAUCUACACGGCCGACAGCGUCCCCAAAGAUGCCAAUCGCAAGUACUUCUGGAGGGUGAGUACACGCAAGGGGAAACACACACAUACAGACACACACACACUUCCUCAGAAGCCGGAGGGACCCCUUCCUGUGACGUCACACGCGUCUAAAGUCAGUCAGUGGAACAGGAAACUGGGCUCGCUGUUUUUCUGUGUGUGUGUGUGUUCAUUAGACGGGGAUACAGAACAGUCUAUGUUGGAGGUCAAGCAGCAGCAGGUGAGCAGUGAGGAGCGUUUGGUCGAAGCCUGCAGCCCGUCCCCUGUUGCAGUCACCCCUACACCGCCCAAGAGGGAACACAGUGUCCUCUCCAUUCUGCGUGGCACCAACAGCACCUCGUCCAUAAAGAGGGAGCCCAGCCGGCCGCUUCCCACUCGCCCGCGCUGCGCCGACAGCCCCGAGCGCCUUCUAUACCCUCACGCAUUCUACCCGGCUCUCAGGCCCCACCCUCACAUCCCUGAAGACUUCCUUGGCCACAAAUCUGGCCAGCUUGGUUACCCAGCGACACGCUCUCCUGGCAACCAGUCUUCAGCCACACCCAGUCCGUCGGCAAGGAGCAGCCCCGACAGCAGUCCUCAGGGGAGCCCCUUGGGUCCGUCACCAUCGUCAGCUUCUUACUACCCCGCCGGGCUGGGUUCUUACCCCGGUUACUCCCCGCCACCUACCCCCCUUUCCUCAUCCUUCUACCCUCCAGGAGCCCCCUACUCGCGCUACAUCCUUCCCCAUCACUACCCUCUGCCUGGAGGUGGUGUCCCCACCGUUGGAGGAAUCUUUCCAAGGUUGUACCCUAUCUACAGAGGCCUCCUGCCCCCUCACGUGCCCCUCCACCCUUCCGACACAGCAGGGAGGCACUUCCUGAUGCCUGACCACGUCCACCCCUCCCCCAUCUCUGCCCACAGAGACUUCCUCCUUCCCAGGCCCGCCAGUGCCUUCUCAGCCGCCACAUCUCUGAAGGACAAAGCAGGGCCUCACCACCCUUAUCAAGGGCACCCUCACCCACACAGACCCACCCACGCCCCCUCCAGCGGCUCCCCAACAGCAGGCACAGCCCCUCUCAGCGAGCGGGUGCCCACCAAGCCUUCCUCAGCCCUGCUGGGCAAUGCCAGCGAGCAUUGCUCUGAUGAGGAGGCCAUCAACCUGAUCAAGGUGAAGCGUGGCCCAGGCUCAGCGGGCUACAAGGCGCUGCCGUACCCGCUGAAGAAGCAGAACGGCAAAAUCAAGUACGAGUGCAACGUGUGCAGCAAGACCUUCGGACAGCUGUCGAACCUGAAGGUUCAUCUUCGUGUUCACAGUGGAGAGAGGCCCUUCAAAUGUCAGACCUGUAACAAAGGCUUCACCCAACUGGCUCACCUGCAAAAACACUUCCUGGUCCACACAGGGGAGAAGCCACAUGAAUGUCCGGUAUGUCACAAGCGCUUCAGCAGCACCAGCAACCUGAAAACUCACCUGCGCCUCCACUCGGGGGAAAAGCCCUACCACUGCAAACUCUGCCCGGCCAAAUUCACGCAGUUUGUCCACCUCAAGCUGCACAAGCGACUGCACUCACGCGAACGUCCGCACAAAUGCUCCCACUGCCACCGCCACUACAUCCACAUGUGCAGCCUGCGGCUUCACCUGAAGGGCUACUGCCCGGCGGUCUCCGGCCAGGUCGCCUUGGAGGAGGUGCAACGCGCCAACGAGGAGAUUGAGCGAUUUGACGUCAGCGAGCACGCCGAGCAGCUGGAGCAGCUGCAGGGAGGCGCAGAGGUGGAGGCAAUGUUGGAGAAGCAGGUCUUGGGGAUGCUGUGGAGGGAGACCGACCUUAAGUCUUCCCGCUUCCAUCCCCACCACAAGGGUUGCACCACCGAGCUCAUGUCUACGGGUUACGGUGCAUACGAGUCCCCGAACGAGACGUCGGUCAUCAAGAUGCGGCACAGCAGCAGCCACGUCCCGCAGCUUCCUGCUAACGUCACCGUCAAGCAGGAGUCAGAGGACCACGCUUAAGUUACCUUUUUAACCCCAAGGGACAUAGAGCCGAGACUGUGCGGCUCAAGGCGGACUGAGUUGCCAGGAGCAACGUCUGUAAAUAAAUAAUUCUCUAUCUGGUUUGUCUUCAGGAGGAACAGCAUGAUUACACCAGGUUUCAGGUUUCAACCUAUCAGGGACUUGCGUACUCAGGGCUCAAGAGACACUGUCCCAUGACUACUUAGCGGUUUCAGCGUUUGUUACAUUUAGAGACAAUCAUCUACCCAGGAGUUACUUUUUACUGUAAUUAAUAUAAUGCUAUUAUCAUUAUUGUUGUUGUAUUAUUUGAUUUCUAUUUUCAAUUGUCUCUGUUGUUUUUUUUUUGGAUCAAUUAGUUGUUGUAUAACCUCCUUAAUUUAUUAUACUUUUUUUAUUUGUUGUCUUCAAAAAGCAAUAAGUGGAAGGGAUGCUUCCACUGACGGGGGGAAAUCAAUGUAAAAGACUAUUUUUUCUGUUUAUGUUAUUUUUCCUUUUUUUGGUGGCUAUUUCUCCGUAGAUAGUCACUCUCUCUAUGCCUAUGUCCGUCUGUCCUGUGACCUCUGGCCUAUAGAGACAGGGGUGUCCACUCUUCAGGGUUUUAUCUAUUUAAAAUUAAGAAAUCACUAUAGCAGGUUU